This is a messenger RNA of Truncatella angustata, 375 nucleotides long. RefSeq lists its product as uncharacterized. NCBI's taxonomy places the organism in Eukaryota, Fungi, Ascomycota, Sordariomycetes, Amphisphaeriales, Sporocadaceae. The transcript is spliced from 4 exons. Bases 1 to 375 code for a protein of 124 amino acids. The record is from RefSeq and is a predicted model, not a curated record.
AUGUGGGUAGCCACUGCCAUGAAGUGGAAGGGCCCUCUUGAGACUCUGCUGGACAACUGGUAUUCUACGACAUUUGAUAUUCAAGCCUUGAGCUCUAGAUUGAAACCAAUAACAUGGCAAUCCAUGAUGGUGAUGAUGCAUUUGCCGCAAAUGCUCAUUUUUCCUUUUGCUAGUGCUGUGCUCGGUGUCCUCGCCCAUCAGGUUGUUCUCGUUGCGUUAUUCUCUAUCGAGUCUUGUUCCACCGUCCGACGAAGGCUGGCUUUCGUGGACCUUGGCACUGGCGACUCUCCUAGCUUUUCCACGUCUGGGAAACAAAAGGAUUUAAUAACUACAUCAUCCUUGAAGGAUUCGAUCAAGGAUAUGGCGACAUCUUAA